AUGACAAAGGUCGGUGAAGGGGAAUGGGGUCCUGAUGCAGACGAUGACGAGACGUCCCUGGGCCUCGUGACGACCAACAGCACCGGCGUCGAAGUGACGGGCCUGAAGCCGUUCACGCUCUACACCUUCCGCGUGGCUGCAGUCAACGGACUUGGCCCGAGCAGACCGUCUCUGGCGUCCUACGCCUUGGCCACCAUGCGAGAAGACCUGACCUGA
Molecule: messenger RNA, 216 nt
Organism: Notodromas monacha
Lineage: Eukaryota; Metazoa; Arthropoda; Ostracoda; Podocopida; Cyprididae
Source: the annotation of a GenBank genome assembly